AUGCGACUCUCGGACCGGGAAGCUGCCCAUGCUAUCCGGGCCAGACUCGAGCCGCUCGGCCGAACAGGCCUCAGCAUCGUGUACACAGAGAAAGGCAAUUCCAAGUCCGCUCUGAAGGCAGCUGGGUUUUGGUUAGACGGCGAAAUGUAUGACCACGCCGCGUUUGCUGAAGAUACGAGCAACUUAUUUAAGCGCGAAGCUGCCAUAUAUGAAGCCCUUGGUCCACACCCAUGCAUCCUCAAGUGUAUUGGUGUCGAAUUGAUGCCUGAUGGAGAAGAAGCCUGA
Fusarium odoratissimum NRRL 54006 is the source of this 285-nucleotide messenger RNA. RefSeq lists its product as uncharacterized. Lineage: Eukaryota; Fungi; Ascomycota; Sordariomycetes; Hypocreales; Nectriaceae. The transcript has a single exon. The coding region runs from base 1 to 285 and encodes 94 amino acids. The record is from RefSeq and is a predicted model, not a curated record.